UCCUGGUCGUAAAUAAUAAUUAAUUAAUUAAAUCAAAAAAAUCCCCAUUGUUUUGCCGUCGGGGCCGCGCGAUCGGAAGCGGAGGUUCGGUGGGCGUUUUUAGCCGCCAAAAUCCUCUCGCCCGGCAACGAACAGAGACUCUCUCUUUCUCAUUCUCACCUUUCAAUCUUCUCUCUUCUCUCUUAGUCCAUCUCCAACUCUCCCCUUCAUCCCAUCCCACAUCCACCACUCUCAAUUGACAGCGUGCUUCUGUCUCUUCUCUCCUAGAUACCCGCCACAAUGUUUGCUGCUCGUCAGUCCUUCGGCCUCUUCCAGAAGCGCGCCUUCUCCGCUUCUGCCCGCCAGGCAUCCAAGGUCGCCGUCCUCGGUGCUGCCGGUGGUAUUGGCCAGCCUCUCUCCCUGCUGCUGAAGCUCAACCCCCGUGUUUCCCAGCUCGCUCUCUACGACAUCCGCGGAGGCCCAGGUGUCGCUGCCGAUCUGAGCCACAUCAACACCAAGAGCACCGUCACCGGUUACGAGCCCACCCCCUCCGGUCUGCGCGAUGCUCUCUCCGGCUCUGAGAUCAUUCUGAUCCCCGCCGGUGUUCCCCGCAAGCCUGGCAUGACCCGUGAUGACCUCUUCAACACCAACGCCUCCAUCGUCCGCGACCUCGCCAAGGCCGCUGCCGAGGCUGCCCCCGAGGCCAACAUCCUGGUCAUCUCCAACCCCGUCAACUCCACCGUCCCCAUCGUCUCUGAGGUCUACAAGUCCAAGGGUGUCUACAACCCUAAGCGCCUCUUCGGUGUCACCUCUCUGGACGUUGUUCGUGCCUCCCGCUUCAUCUCGGAGAUCAAGAAGACCGACCCCGCCAACGAGUUCGUCCCCGUUGUCGGUGGUCACUCCGGUGUCACCAUCGUUCCUCUGCUCUCUCAGUCCAACCACCCCGACAUUGAGGGCGAGGUCCGUGACAAGCUCGUCAACCGCAUCCAGUUCGGUGGUGAUGAGGUCGUCAAGGCCAAGGACGGUGCCGGUUCCGCCACCCUCUCCAUGGCUUUCGCCGGUGCUCGCUUCGCCGAGUCCCUCCUGAAGGCUGCUCAGGGCGAGAAGGGCGUCAUUGAGCCCACUUUUGUCGAGAGCCCUCUCUACAAGGACCAGGGCGUCGACUUCUUCGCCUCCAAGGUCGAGCUCGGCCCCAACGGUGUUGAGAAGAUCCUCCCCGUCGGUGACGUCAGCCCCUACGAGCAGAAGCUCCUCGAUGCCGCUCUGGUUGACCUCAAGAAGAACAUCAAGAAGGGUAUCGACUUCGUCAAGGCCAACCCUUAAAUUAUAGACGUCCCGUGAUGCGGUUGCAGCUGCGUUGUCACUCUGUAAAAGCACCCUUGCCCCUUUUUACCGUACACCAUUUAAACUAUCUACCUCAUGUACUCUUAUCCCUCUCCUCUAGGCUUUCUCAUAUAAAGUCUUCCUCUAUACCAGAGUAAUGCAGCUGCAGCUAUCUUGAAAUAUAGAUGUCCCAAUGACAGGAACGAAAAAGGAAGUUUCCUACAAUCUACACUCCCUUUUUGUUCCCAUCCUCUUUUAAUGGAAUGGGCCAAUGGGUCAUAUACAUGGCCGGAAUUAGACCAGUAGAGGAGUGAGAAAUGUUCGUUCAUUACGCAUCUCUUUGCGCUACGCAUAAACUCUCGCACAGUAAAUGUUCACUAGCACUAGUAUACGAUCUAAAUAUAGGCCUGAGACGAUGGAAGC
Molecule: messenger RNA, 1725 nt
Organism: Paecilomyces variotii
Lineage: Eukaryota; Fungi; Ascomycota; Eurotiomycetes; Eurotiales; Thermoascaceae
Product: malate dehydrogenase, NAD-dependent
Exons: 6
Coding region: 280-1302 (340 amino acids)
Biological process (GO): carboxylic acid metabolic process; tricarboxylic acid cycle
Cellular component (GO): cytoplasm; mitochondrion
Molecular function (GO): L-malate dehydrogenase (NAD+) activity
Source: RefSeq, a predicted model, not a curated record